This is a messenger RNA of Chelmon rostratus (copperband butterflyfish), 978 nucleotides long. Its product is annotated as leucine-rich repeat-containing protein 52-like. Gene Ontology annotation, molecular function: voltage-gated potassium channel activity; transmembrane transporter binding; potassium channel activator activity. Bases 1 to 978 code for a protein of 325 amino acids. NCBI's taxonomy places the organism in Eukaryota, Metazoa, Chordata, Actinopteri, Chaetodontiformes, Chaetodontidae. Gene Ontology annotation, cellular component: voltage-gated potassium channel complex. The record is from RefSeq and is a predicted model, not a curated record. The transcript is spliced from 2 exons.
AUGCGUCUUGCCCCGCAGCCAAGCGCGCAACCCUUGCGGCUCAUAGUCCUGCUCCUCCUCACCGCGGGGGUGAACUCAUCCCCGGUGCUCUCUUCGGGCUGCCCAGACAGGUGUGUGUGUGAUGACCAGCUGGUGGUUCAAUGCGCUGGGCAGCACCUCACCACCUUCCCGGUCAACUUGCCGCUGGCCACGCGGCAGCUCAUCAUCUCCAACAACCGCAUCGUGGAGCUGCCGCCGCUCGCGCUCAACUACCUCUCCGAUCUGGUGUACCUGGACUGCAGCAACAACUCCCUGACGGAGAUAUCCGAGUCCACGUUUGGGAAUCUGCGGAAGCUGGCCUACCUGGACCUCUCCUUCAACACCUUGAGCCGGAUCGAGGACAGGACGUUCGGCCCCUUGGCGAGCCUGGUGAUGCUGAGGAUGACGGACAACCCGGGGCUCUCAGAGAUUCACCAGGACGCGUUUGCAGAAAACGCGGCCCUCCAGGUGCUGGAUGUGAGUCGGAACAACCUGACGGUCCUUAACAUCACCUCCCUGAUCGCGCUGCCCGCCCUGCGCUCCGUGGGGCUCAGCGGGAACCCGUGGAGCUGCGAGUGCGACAACGAGGACCUGUGCCUUUGGGUGCACCUGGAGGGCUUCAAGUUCCAAGAUGAGGGCCAGACGGUGUGCGGCUCACCCGCUGACAUGCAGGGCCGUCGUCUGGGUGAGGUGGGCAUCCAGCUACGGACGUUAUGUCACCAGACUCUGGGCUCCUGGGACUACCUUUUCUUCGUCGUCAUCGGCUUUGUCAUCUUUGCUGCCGGCACCGUGUCGGCCUGGGUGAUGGGCGUCAUUAUGGUGCUCUAUGAGCGCUACAUCAAGAAGAAAGACGAUCAGCUGGACGUGGACGAGGACGAGGAAGCCAGUGAGACGGGUCGCACCUCGCGGGCCAGGAGUGACCAUGGCAAUGGGAAUCUGAAAACACCACAUACUGUUUAA